UUCAUUUCCCUAGCAACAACAAAGCACGAAAAUGGCUCUUCAAGAUGAUGGAGACAAACCUAAAAGCAAACGCAUGUUUAUUAACCAGGUGGAUGCUUACCACGGAAAGAAUUUAGCAAAGUUUUUAUCUAGGUGUGUAGUUGGUGCAUCUUUAGAAGAGCAAGAAGAGGAAGAUGAUGCCAGAUCAACUAGCAGUUCUAUUAUUGCACUACCUAAAGAAGGAUGCUACGAAAUUGUUGGUACCGUCAAAGAUGCAGAGUCACAAAAACCAGACUUUGUUAAGGAAGUCGUCAAUUUUGAGAAUAAGGACCAGUUAUAUGAACAGCUAGUAGAGUGUGAUGUGAUUGUAUAUGAUAUUACACAGGACCCUGACCAGAUAGAUGAGGCAGUCUGGGCAGUAUCAGAGAUUCAUUCUGACCUGGAUAAAAUAGAGAAACCAAAGAUGUUCAUACUGAUAUCUUCUGUGAUGACUUGGGCUAAAAGUAAAUCUCUAGAUCCUGAUGAUCCAGAGAUUCCCUUCACAGAAGAUGACUACAGAAGGAGGAAACCACACCCUAACUUCAAAGAACAUAUCAGUGCUGAGAAAACUGUUAUCAAACUUGGCAAAACUAACAAAGCUAAGUUGGUGACAUAUGUGGUGGCUUCUGCUUUGACAUAUGGUGCUGAGGAAUCUAUUUUUCAUUACUUGUUCAAAUCUGCCUGGCACAAUGCACCACAACUUUUAUGUUUUGGAGAUGGACAGAAUGUCAUACCUACAAUUCACAUCAAAGAUUUAGCAGGGGUAAUCCAAAAUAUCUCAGAUAGUCGACCAAAAGUGAGAUAUCUGAUUGCAAAGGAUGAUUCCAACAAUACUCUGUUUGAAAUUGUCAAGGCUGUUAGCUCAAAUUUGGGUACAGGAAAAGUGAAAUCAAUCACCAAGGAAGAGGCUUUGUUAAAUAAAGAUAUUGAGCAAGCAGACUUUGACAUGUUGCUAGUAAACCUUAGAAUGGAUGCUGUUAACGUAAAGGAAAACAUGAGAAUCAGUUGGGUUUCAGAAUCUGGAAUGGUAGAUAACAUCAUGCAAACCAUCAAAGAAUACAAAGAUUCAAGAAAACUGCAGCCAUUGAGAAUCUGUGUAUUAGGUCCACCAGCUUCAGGAAAGACAACUGUUAUUCAACAGCUUUGUGAAUUCUACAAGUUACAUCAUAUCAAAAUCAAAGAUGUCAUUGAUCAAGCUAUUGAUGAUCUGAAAGCCCAGGCUCGACGUGCAGAUACUGAGGAGGAGGGUGAGGAUGAAGACGAUAACAAGGCCCAGGAAGCACAAGAAUUACUGGAUCAGAUCCAAGAGGAAAUGGCUGGAAAUAAUAACAAACUGACAGAUUCUAAAGUCUUGCAAUUUUAUAAAGAAAAAUUACAUUCCAUGCCAUGUCAGAAUCAAGGUUUUGUCUUAGAUGGUUUCCCUAAGUUGAAAGAUCAUGUGGAGAAUGAAGAAGAUGGCUUGUUUAAUGCCACAGAUGCAGAAGAAGCAGAGGAAGCAGAUAAGGAGGGGAACUAUGAUAAGAAAUUAAUGCCAGAAUUCAUGUUCUGUUUGGAAGCCACCGAUGAGUUCUUACGUAACCGUGUGAUGAACCUUCCUGAAAGUGUGGUACAUGGUACACACAACACAGAAACUGAACUAAACAGGAGACUGAAAACAUACAGAGACAAUAAUGAUGAAGAAAAUACAGUUCUGACAUAUUUCGAUGAACGUGAAAUUGAUAUUGUUAAAAUAGAUGUAACUAAAGAUGAUUCUAAAAUGAUGAGAGAUACAGUAGAAAAGAUGAGGAAAGUAAUUGGAGGAGCAAGGAAUUAUGGUCCAACACCUGAAGAAUUGGAAGAAAUGAGACGACAAGAAGAAGAAGCAAGACUUAAAAAAGAAACUGAAGAAAGACAAGAAAGAGAAAGAAAAGAAGCAGAAGAAUCUAAUCUUAGAAAACAAAGACAAGAGGAAUGGACAUCAAGACUAAAUGAAGUUAAGAGAGAAGAGUAUGAAUUAUUAGAGGCCCAAUCAAUACCACUAAGGAAUUAUUUAAUGAAACAUGUAAUGCCUACACUAACACAAGGGUUAAUAGAUUGUUGUAAAACUAGACCUGAUGAUCCAUUAGAUUAUUUGGCAGAAUAUCUGUUUCAGAAUAACCCACAAGUGGACUGAUACACUGCCUAUUGACAAAUGACUCUUUUAAUUAAAAUCUGUGAUAAUUGUUAUAGUGCCUACCAUUUAAGCAUUUAGUAUGGCACACUUUUACUUCUUUACAGAUAUUUAUUGUUUGUUUACUUGACAGAAAUAUCAUUCCAUGAAGCAAUGUAAAACCAUCUCUUAUGAAAUGGUUAUUUUUGAAAAAAAUUAUAAUGUUAUCAAGAUAUUUCACAAUUAGUUUGUAUUUCUGUCAUGUUCCGUUGAAAGAAAAUUUGAAAAUAAGAAUUAAGUUAGAAUAUUAUUUAUUCAUCCAAACAUGUUGUGUAUAUAAUGUAAAUAAAUAUAACAUAAUCUGUA
Messenger RNA from Mytilus californianus (California mussel), 2512 nucleotides. Its product is annotated as adenylate kinase 7-like. Gene Ontology annotation, biological process: nucleobase-containing compound metabolic process. The transcript is spliced from 16 exons. Gene Ontology annotation, cellular component: cytoplasm. Gene Ontology annotation, molecular function: AMP kinase activity; ATP binding. The record is from RefSeq and is a predicted model, not a curated record. The coding region runs from base 32 to 2170 and encodes 712 amino acids. NCBI's taxonomy places the organism in Eukaryota, Metazoa, Mollusca, Bivalvia, Mytilida, Mytilidae.